UGCAGUCACAGAAAGCAAAGCUACUGAGAGGACCAUCAAAUGAUUUCUUUGGACUGACGUCGGUGCGAAAAGUAGCCGUGAAGCAAAGAUGAGGCGGACCGUCCUCUUCCUGCUUCUGCUCAACACCUCGGCCUGCUGUGGUUUCGGCUUUAAAGGCUGCUCUCAGAACUUCCCCCAGUCAUACGUCAUGUGGUGCUUCAACAGGGACAUCGCGAACCUCGCCGACGUCGUCGUCGGGAUGCCAGACAACCUGACAACCAUCAACCUGUCCAAGAACAAGAUCGGGAUCGUCCCACCUGGAUCGUUCCGCCGGUUCCCGGGGCUCAAACAACUGGACCUCAGCCAGAACCGGCUGGUCUCCCUGAAAGGAGGCGAGUUCAGCGGCCUGAGUGUCCUGGAAUGGCUCAACCUCACCUGCAACAACAUCUCGCACAUCCACCCCGACGCCUUGGAUGGACUCGCCGGCCUCAAAACGCUGCUCCUGACCCACAACGCGCUGGCGACCUUCUCCCCGAGGAUCCUUGCGUCCCUCCCGGCCAUCGAAGAGGUCAACCUGUCCCUGAACAAGCUCCAGGCCUUCGGCUGCAACGGCUCCGCCGGGUCCUCCACGCUCUCGCGGCUCGACCUCUACGCCAACGCCGUCCGGUGGCUCGACGCGAGCUGCUUCCCCGCGCUGGAGUACGUCCGGCUGUCCAACAACUCGGGCCUGGAGCUGCGGGCGGACGCCUUCGCCUCCAACCCGAGGCUGAGGAGCCUGCUGGGUCAGGGGUUGAGGGCGGAAGCCCUGGCGGGACUCUCGGCGGCGACCAAGAGGAACCUCACUUUUGUGGCGUUCUCUUUGUCCGUGGAGAAGUCGCCGCUGACGGUCUGCGCGCUGCUGAGCGGGAUGGACCGGCUUCAGAGGGUCGAGGUUGACUUGAAGGGAUCCAGGUUACCCCGGGAUAACUACACCCUCUUGGGCUGCGACACUCCACCCAUGGUGAUCAUCGAGGACGCGGACCUUGGGGACGUCUCCAUGUUGUCUCUGGGUCGGGGUAACACGAGCCGACUUUACCUCAACAACUGCGGGUUGAAGCAGGUGUCUCCCACCGCGUUCGGCGGCUACCGAGGCCUGACCACCCUGCAGUUGAAUAAAAACAAGCUGCACCUUCACAGCGACGCGUUCCAAGGGCUGAGCCGCCUCACGUUCUUAAGCUUCGACAGUAGCCAAAUCAGUGACAUUGACCCCCACUGGUUCGUCCCCCUGAGGGGCCUGACUCGCCUGUCUCUGGUGAAGAACGAAAUCACCGAGCUGCCACCCGAGGUGUUCAGUGGGCUGAGCCGACUGGAGCAGCUCUACAUGCAGUUCAACCUGCUGAAGUACAUCACCAGAAAGCCCUUCAGUGGGCUGCGCAGGCUGAUCAAGCUCAACCUCAGCUUGAACAUCAUAGAUUUCAUCGAGGUCGGCACCUUCAGUGACCUGACCAGGCUUGUGUACCUGGAUUUAAGUGGCAAUCGCAUCAAGAGGCUGACACCAUUCAUUUUGUCCGGCCUGAUCAAUUUGAGGCAGUUUGUUCUGUACAACAACCGGCUGCAUUUUAACGCCCCUGAAGCUCCUUUCGUAGACCUUACUUCUCUGGAGGUAUGCAUUUUUUUCAAUUAUUAAAAAGUAUAGUGAUGCACUUUAUGUAUAAAUCUGUUCAUCUUUGUCGGCCUAUCUUCCAUGUCAACCCUGGAGUAUCUGGAGUUGAACUACCAGGGUCCCGGAGGUGAAGGCGUCGGUACCAUUGGGCCGCACUUCUUCCAAGGUCAACGUAACCUGACCUCAUUGACCAUCGGGCACAGCAUCCUGCUCGAAUUCCACCCCGAUGCCCUUGUUCCUCUGGUCAAUUUAAGGAAGUUGUUCAUAGAUAGUGUUGUGAUGAAAAGGACCAACCUGAGCGCAGUCCUGUCCCCUCUGAAAAAUCUGAAGAAGCUGACUCUGUUCAGAAUAGACCUCGACGCUCUGCCCGCUAACCUGUUGCCACCGGAUAAUAAGCUGGAGGUUCUCCAAGUCAAGUCAAACCACCUGCACACUGUGGACAAGCCCAUGCUGGAUGCCCUCCCCAGAUUGCGUGUUUUUGACAUUACGGACAACCCACUUUCCUGCACCUGUGAUAAUGCCUGGUUCAAGACGUGGGCCAUCCACAACACCCAAACCCAGGUGUCCUACCUGUACGACCUGCGGUGUGACAACGAGAGGACAUCUGCCUACCUGUGGCAGUUCGAAGACAGGGCCUGCUCCUACGAACAGGCGGCCUUCGCCCUCUUCGUCGCCUGCUCCGUGGCGGACGCGGUGUUUGUGUGUGUGUGUCUGGUCUGGCACAUGCAAGGCCCGACCAUGCGCUACCUGCUGCUCGUCCUCCGGGCCAAACUACGCGGACGCAGGAGGGCGGCGGCGGACAAGUUCCAGUACGACGCGUUCGUCUCCUACUGCUCCAAGGACGAGGCCUGGGUGAUGGAACAGCUGGUGCCCAACCUGGAGAGGCCCGCCGAGGGCGAGGCGGGCCUCAGGCUGUGCCUCCACCACCGGGACUUCCGGCCCGGCGCCGCCGUGCUGGAGAACAUCGAGGCGGCCAUCCACAGCUCCCGCCACACCAUCUGCGUGGUGACCCGUCACUUCCUGCAGAGCGAGUGGUGCUCCGUGGAGUUCCAGCUGGCCAGUCUGAGGCUCCUGUACGACGGCAGCGACGUUCUGCUGCUGGUGUUCCUGGAGGAGAUACCCGAGCGCUGCCUGUCGCCCUACACGCGGCUGCGCAAGAUCGUGCACAAGAAGACCUACCUGCUGUGGCCCGAGACGCCGCAGGAACGGGCCUCCUUCUGGGUCCGACUGAUCGAUGCCUUGAGGGACGGCCAGGAGGGGGGUGGAGAACACGUGUUGGCAUAGAAACAUCAGAGGAGCAAUUAACAGAUUGUUAAAAUAGUGGGAGAUUACUUUUCGGUCGUUGAUCUGCACAAGUCGAUCGAUCUAAAUCAACAAUUCAUCUUGGAGUGACACAUUGUUGCAGUAUAGAGUCUCUCCUCUGGCAUGUGGAGUGUAGUGUAGAUUGGGUCUUUGUCUAUGUGUGAAAAAUGCACACAGCUAUGAGUGUAAACACAGUUGUCAUUUGUCAAGUUUCUU
Messenger RNA from Pungitius pungitius (ninespine stickleback), 3139 nucleotides. Its product is annotated as toll-like receptor 13. Gene Ontology annotation, biological process: immune response; inflammatory response; toll-like receptor signaling pathway. The transcript is spliced from 6 exons. Gene Ontology annotation, molecular function: protein binding; transmembrane signaling receptor activity. The record is from RefSeq and is a predicted model, not a curated record. Gene Ontology annotation, cellular component: plasma membrane. Lineage: Eukaryota; Metazoa; Chordata; Actinopteri; Perciformes; Gasterosteidae.